AUGUCGUUCGUGACAGUGGCAGCGGCAUCAUUGCCCAGUGUGCCCUUGGACUUUGAGGGGAACCGCGAUCGCAUCCUCGAGUCGAUUCACAUUGCCAAGGACAAGGGCGCCCUUCUGCGGACCGGCCCCGAGCUCGAGAUUCCUGGCUAUGGCUGUCUUGAUCAUCACCUAGAGGAUACCUUUCUACACAGUUGGGAGGUGCUCGCCGAGAUCAUCUCGGAUCCUGUUUGCAAGGAUAUGCUCAUUGACCUUGGCAUGGGUGUUCGCCACAGAAACGUCAGAUACAAUUGCCGCGUCUUGUGCACUUAUAAGCAAAUCUUCUUUAUCCGCCCCAAGCAGAGUCUGGCCAAUGAUGGGCUGUAUCGCGAAAUGCGACACUUUUCGGCUUGGGUUAAACCCAGGACCACGGAGCAAUACUACUUGGAAAAGAUCAUUAGCGACGUGACCGGUCAAAAGACAGUCCCCAUAGGUGACGCCGUGCUUUCGACUGUUGACACGGCCAUUGGCUGUGAGACUUGCGAAGAGCUCUUUGUGCCCCUCAACCCCUCGACUUUCAUGGGCCUGAACGGCGUAGAGAUCGUACUCAACUCUAGUGCCUCACACGUCGAGUUGAGAAAGCUCAAGACACGACUGGAUCUCAUCUCGAACUCGACGCGCAAGCUCGGCGGACUCUACGUCUACGCCAAUGCCAGCGGAGUGGACGGUGAUGCUCGUAUUCUGUACGAUGCCAGUUCCAUGAUUCUUGUCAACGGCAAGGUCAUGGAACAGAGCCCUCAAUUCACACUGAAGCCUGUUGAUGUCAUUACAGCCACUAUUGAUAUCGAAGAAGUCCGCUCCUACCGCUCCAGCAUCUCGCGCAAUGUCCAAGGUGCAGCUCAGCCCGACUUUCCACGCAUUGAAUGUGACCUCCGCCUCUCCCGCCCCGCUGAAGAGGUCUACCGCUCAGACCUGCAGCUAUCCAAGGAGAUUGAGCUCAAGAUUCUUGAUCCCAUGGAGGAAAUGUACCUGGCUCAGUCUGUUUUCUUGUGGCAGUACCUCUGCCGGACCAACUCUCCUGGCUACUUUCUUGCUCUCUCCGGUGGUCUAGAUAGUUGCACAGUCACUGUUUUUGUAUAUGGAAUGGCGCGUCUCGUUCUGCAAUCGAUCAAGGCCGGCGAGACUACCACACUCAAUGAUCUUCGUCGCCUCACUGGAGAAGCAGAGUUUCUACCCAAGACACCGCAGGAGAUUGUCAGCAAACUCAUGCACACGUGCUUCAUGGGAACACAGCACUCUUCCAGUGACACAAAGUCGCGAGCCCAAAAAUUGGCGCAGGAGGUUGGUGCCUUUCACUCGGAUAUCAACAUGGACGCGACGGUCGGAGCAAUGGAGGAAAUAGGCCAGCAGGCUCUCAACUUUACGCCCAAGUUCCAAGUCGAGGGUGGUUCGGCAGCCGAGAACCUUGCCAAGCAGAAUAUUCAGGCACGCAACCGCAUGGUCUGCUCGUACUACCUCGCCCAGAUCUCCACCACUGCUCGCAAACUCCCCCGCUCUGGCAGCUCUUUGCUUGUCCUCUCAUCUGGAAAUGUCGAUGAGCUAUUGCGCGGUUACCUCACAAAGUACGACUGCUCGUCGGCAGAUAUUGCCCCUCUCGGCUCCGUCUCCAAGACUGACGCCAAGGCUUUCCUUCGGUGGGCAGCCACCAAGUGGGAUAUGCCGAUUCUCUACGACUUCCUAGACGCCGUACCCACGGCCGAGCUGCUGCCUCUGUCCGCAGGCGUCCAAGAAGACGAAGUGGAAAUGGGCCUGACCUAUGACCAGCUGAGCGCCUUUGGCAAGCUGCGCAAGAUUGAGAAGCUGGGCCCCUGGAGCUGCUACGUCCGCCUGCUGGGCGAGUGGAAGCACCUCCCCGCCGCCGAGACGGCCGACCUGACCAAGAAGUUCUUCCGGUUCUACGCCAUGAACCGUCACAAGUCGACCGUCAUGACCCCUUCGCUCCACCUUUCUGGCUACUCGCCUGACGAUCACCGUCACGACCUCCGGCCCUUCUUGUACAAGGUUACGUGGCCAUAUCAAUUUAGCAAGAUAGAUAAGCACGUCAAGAGCUUGACAUACUGUCCACGUAUAGCAGUAGAGGAUGGGGCAUUGAGACUGCCCUCGCAAUCCCCGGGUCUGGAGAGGCUCAAAACUCUGAAAAGUUUGCGGCUGUACCCAAACAUCUCGGAUAGAUCAGACCCUUUGAAACGCCUCAUCAUCUUUGCCAGCGAUAUCUUCCACAUCCCGGCGUUGCUGCCGCGCAACCAAGCAAUUGGCCACUUGUAUAUCCUCGUUUUGGCAAUCUGCGCCAUCUGCGGUCUGCAACAUAGUCACACUCGCGAGGCGGAGCUGGCCAGUAUCAUCAGUGCAUGUCCCGUGCCGGAGAGCCUCUUCGUCCAUUUCGAGUUGGCGAAAGAGGCCGAUAUCGAGUCGCUGUUUGACAAGGAUUGGGACCCGUCAUGGAAGAAUCACGAUCUGUACAUCUGCUUAGUCCAAGCAAUAGCCACGUCCUCUAUUGUGCGGCCGGCCAACCACAGUCUUCGCUUGACGUGCCUCCCAAAGCUGGACAAGUUGCGGCAUCUUGGUGUCGACUUCAGAGGUCUCUUUGGGCCUCUGUUUCAUAUGAGCAGGGCUAACGAGAAAGGUUUACCGGCACUGACGCCUCCCAACUUGAAGAACCUCAUCCUCAUCUGUGACAUGGGAGGCAGCGAGACUUCGACAGCUGGGACCGAGCGCGACAUGUACGAGAGUGACCUGUGCCAUGUCAUGAGGGGUCUCCGAGCAAUGUGUAGAAAGUCUGGAAAUGACUCCAUGCUACGUUAUAUCGAGAUUGCGCACGACGACUCGGCACGAAACCGCAGGUUGCUUAGGCGUGAGCAGAAUUUCUGGCGGGAUCAUCGUGUUCAGAUGGACAUCACAAUUCGGCCCGAAAGGCUUGAUGCUCUUGUUGAUCAGGCUCCUGUUGCCUCUCAGGAACAGGCUAGUCUCGCUGCACGUUUGUAG
This is a messenger RNA of Pestalotiopsis fici W106-1, 3018 nucleotides long. RefSeq lists its product as uncharacterized. NCBI's taxonomy places the organism in Eukaryota, Fungi, Ascomycota, Sordariomycetes, Amphisphaeriales, Sporocadaceae. Gene Ontology annotation, biological process: NAD+ biosynthetic process. Gene Ontology annotation, molecular function: NAD+ synthase (glutamine-hydrolyzing) activity; glutaminase activity; ATP binding. Bases 1 to 3018 code for a protein of 1005 amino acids. Gene Ontology annotation, cellular component: cytoplasm. The transcript has 8 exons. The record is from RefSeq and is a predicted model, not a curated record.